GAAAGGCCACUCCUCAUUUUGGUUAAUUGGCAUCCCGUUUUUUCUCUCCCCCUCUCUCGGAGUAGGAGGGAUUUCUCACUAUUCUUUUAGAUUUCGGAAAUUCCGGCGAUCUUGCUGCCUAAUUUUUCAGCCGAUUUCGCCCUGGAGCUUCCAAUUUCUCCACCGAGUGCUUAGUUCAACACUUCAAUUCAACCCUUCCGUCUCCGAUUCACCAAUUCCUGCAAUAGCAAUGGCGCUGUUCUUCUUUUAGGGUUUCUGUUACCCUCUCCGUCGGUAUCAGAACCCACUCUGUACGAACUCUUGAUCGCGGUUCUGCAAAUCGCUGUUAUGGCGAUCCGGUUCACCGUGACCUACUCCGGCUAUGUCGCCCAGAACCUCGCUGCGUCCGCCUCCACCAAAGUUGGCGGCUGCCGCCUCUUCCAAGAAGUCCGGCCCCGGCUUUUCAAUCGGAAGCCCGAUCUCGAUACCCCUGCCGCCGCUAGGGCUGAGCUCCGGCGGUCGAAAUGUUCGAGUUGCUGGUCGAAUCGCUCGUCUGCCAUGUACACGACUCUCUCCGGCGAAUUCCUCGGGGACAACUGUAAGGCUUCGCCGAUCGUUCUCGGUCUGGUUUCGCUGAUGAAGUCAUCGGCAGCUGUUUCUGGAACGUCUUUCAUGGGGGUUUUGGGGAUUUCGCCUUUGAAGGCCACUUCGUUCCUUCCUUUUCUGCAAGGAUCGAAGUGGCUUCCCUGUAACGAAUCGAUCCAAGGAUCAACUAGUAACGAGGUCGAUAAGGGCGGGACACAGUUGUGUAGUGAAGGAGAAGAGAUUGACUGUGAUUGCUUACAAGAUAUGCCCUCGAGUUAUAGGAGGGCGCUUGAGAGGAGCAAUUGGCUCUCGAGGUUGUUCAAAUUUAGUUCCGAUGAUGCAAAGGCCGCUUUCACAGCGUUGACUGUUAGCAUAUUGUUCCGGUCGUCGUUGGCGGAGCCAAGGUCCAUUCCCUCGUCCUCUAUGUGUCCAACCCUGGAUGUGGGUGACCGAAUAUUGGCAGAAAAGGUUUCAUAUGUCUUCAGAAAGCCUGAAGUUUCGGAUAUUGUAAUAUUUAAAGCUCCACCAAUCCUUCAGGAAAUUGGCUUCAAUUCAUGCGAUGUAUUUAUAAAACGAAUCGUUGCAAAGGAAGGGGAUUAUGUUGAAGUACGAGAGGGUAAAUUAUUCGUGAAUGAUGUGGUGCAAGAUGAGGAUUUCAUUUUGGAGCCUCUUGCUUAUGAAAUGGAUCGAUUGCUUGUUCCAGAAGGCUAUGUGUUUGUGAUGGGGGACAAUCGAAACAAUAGUUUUGAUUCCCAUAAUUGGGGUCCCCUACCAAUCGAAAACAUUGUUGGAAGGUCAGUGCUUAGAUAUUGGCCUCCCUCCAAAGUGUCUGACACUCUUCAUGGAGGUGGAGCAUCAGGGAGCAAGAAUGCAAUUGCAGUCUCCUGACCCUCAACUUCUUCCAUCAGUUAACUUCGUAUUUUUUCUUCAAUUUAAUUCACCACAACGCUUGUGGCUCUCAAUUUGAGAGCAGUUGUGCAUAUUCAACGAAUCUUGAUGUCAAGUUUUGGGGAUUUGAAAUGUGUAGUGUUAUUGAUGAUGUCAAUGGCCUAAUGCUAAUAGGCUGUCUUUCUAUGCAAUUCAUUCUUUCUGUAAUGGGCUUCCAAAGCCUGCAUUUGUACAGGAGUGGGAAGAGAAUAUGAAGAAAAUGAAUGAAUGAAUGAUUUUAACUUUCUCA
Molecule: messenger RNA, 1741 nt
Organism: Diospyros lotus (date-plum)
Lineage: Eukaryota; Viridiplantae; Streptophyta; Magnoliopsida; Ericales; Ebenaceae
Product: thylakoidal processing peptidase 1, chloroplastic-like
Exons: 6
Coding region: 328-1452 (374 amino acids)
Biological process (GO): thylakoid membrane organization
Cellular component (GO): chloroplast thylakoid membrane
Molecular function (GO): serine-type endopeptidase activity
Source: RefSeq, a predicted model, not a curated record